Molecule: messenger RNA, 285 nt
Organism: Hansenula ciferrii
Lineage: Eukaryota; Fungi; Ascomycota; Saccharomycetes; Phaffomycetales; Wickerhamomycetaceae
Exons: 1
Coding region: 1-285 (94 amino acids)
Source: RefSeq, a predicted model, not a curated record
AUGGCUGUGAAUUUUGAGAACUUGUUCAGUGAUGAUAGGGAAUGGCUACAAGAUAUAUGUGACAAUCUAAAAGAGAUACUCCCACUCCCAUUCACAGAUAGCUCAUUCCAUGAUUUGGCAAGAAAACGAAAUAUUGUGAUUCCAAAAGAUUCUGAUGAAAUUCUCAGAGAUGGUCCUUCAAAUUACUAUCACUUGAACCCUUAUGAUGAUGAUGACUUCUGCAAAAGUGAGUUUUACUUGUUGUCGAAAUCUGAUUUUCAAAUACUAAUUACUUACAACAAUUAG